CUCUGACGUAAUGACGCGAUCACGCAGUCCAGAGUCACAUGAACCGUCUUCACAGCCGAUAUAUAUAUAUAUAUUUUUUAUUUUUUUAAAUUGAGCGCUUUCUGUCUUCCUCGCAGUGACGAUUCUUGCUUUAUAACCUGAAAUAAGUUUUAAAAUAAAUAAAUAAUCCGACAUGGACGAGGACGGGCUUCCGAUUGUGGGUUCUGGUGUCGAUCUCACCAAGGUCCCUGCUAUUCAACAGAGAAGAGUCGUUGCCUAUCUCAAUCAGUUUGUCGUGCACACAGUCCGCUUCCUGAACCGCUUUUCCACCGUUUGUGAAGAGAAACUUGCAAACAUAUCUCUCCGCAUACAACAGAUUGAAACAACCCUGUGCAUUUUGGAAGCUAAGCUGUCUUCAAUUCCUGGGCUGGAGGAUGUCACAAUAGAUGGGAUCAGUCAGCGGCAACCUGCUCAAGCCAAUGGACCCACUACUGCUAAUCAGAGCCAAACCGAUGGUCCACCAGCAGAGCCAUUGCCUCCCCCAGAGCCCGCUCAGACUGCACCUGACCCUGCAACGACACAGAAAGCAGAAGCAGCUGCAGAGAAUGUCAUGACAGUGGCCAAAGACCCACGUUAUGCCCGGUACCUGAAAAUGGUUCAAGUGGGAGUUCCAGUUAUGGCUAUAAGGAAUAAAAUGGUGUUGGAGGGUUUGGAUCCUAACUUGCUCGACACGCCGGAUGCCCCCGUGCCCGACGGAGGAACGAGGAGCGCAGAGGAUCAAGAUGUCGCCGCCACCAGCUCCGACAGCGAAUCAUCUUUCAGCGACUGACACCUGUCCUCUGUCCACACCGCCGCGAAGCUUCCUGUAAAGCUCAUCCAUCGCUAUUCUGAGCUUCUGUAGGCCUGUACUCAGAAAGAGACAUAGGUUUCACUGUGCCCGGAAAGGGGUACCAGCCAGAAGGUGUAAAUGUAAGUGCCUGGAGCAGGAGAAUCCAACCAGAGUGAUUGUAAUUUCAGUGUAAAAGAGCUGAAAUAGUUUUGCUGAUGGUCGGUCAGUAACCUGCUCAGUUUUGAUACAUUUUUGACAGAUGAUUUUCCAUGUUGCUUAUGUUAGCAGUAGUCCUCAGAACAUGGCAGUAGCAUGUCAUUUUUGUACAAAUGUAAUUAUAUACUGUAUAAGUUACUGAUUUUUCUUUGGUUGUCACACUAUUAAUCACAGUCUAAUGCCUUUUUAAAGAGAUGCAUUCAUCAGUUAAAAGUUAUGCCUCUUUGUUACAGGGUCGAGAUAAAAUAGAAAACUAAGUAUGUCGGAUGCUUUGAAUGUUUAACACAUACGUUGUAAUGUAAUGUUGUCUGUGUGCUAAGACCAGGCAAGAAAAAUAUCACAGUAAUCUUUCAGUAUCAAUAUACAGUUAUAUCAAAAUACCAGUUUAAUAGGAAGGAGAAUCACAUGCUGAAAGACAUGUGGUUCUCCUUCCCAAAAAUCAGCUGGAGUACCACAAACUGCUUAAAACCAGCUGUUUCUUCUUUAUUUUUCUUUACAAAAACUAUGAUUUUAAUAUGUUGACAUAUGAAUAAUAUCCAUGUUAUAAAUUGGUGUCUUAUCACAGAGGAA
This is a messenger RNA of Dicentrarchus labrax (European seabass), 1594 nucleotides long. RefSeq names its product WASH complex subunit 3 (gene washc3). Gene Ontology annotation, biological process: actin filament polymerization; exocytosis. The transcript is spliced from 7 exons. The record is from RefSeq and is a predicted model, not a curated record. The coding region runs from base 173 to 808 and encodes 211 amino acids. Lineage: Eukaryota; Metazoa; Chordata; Actinopteri; Moronidae. Gene Ontology annotation, cellular component: WASH complex.